AGGACUGCAAUGAAUAUGGCGGCCUCCGGUAGCGGCCUACUCGGCCGCGGCUUGGAUAUCAGCUUGGCGGCUUUACAAAGACAUGACCCGUACAUAACAAGGAUAUUAGAUGUGGCUAGUCAGGUCGCUCUUUAUACUUUCAGCCAGAAGACUAAUGAGUGGGAGAAGACUGAUGUAGAGGGAACACUGUUUGUUUACACAAGGUCUGCAUCUCCAAAACAUGGCUUCACCAUCAUGAACCGACUGAGCAUGGAGAAUCGAACAGAGCCUAUCACUAAAGACCUUGACUUUCAGCUGCAAGACCCAUUUCUGCUGUACCGGAAUGCCAGAUUUUGUAUUUAUGGAAUAUGGUUUUAUGACAAAGAAGAAUGCCAAAGAAUUGCUGAACUUAUGAAAAAUCUUACCAAGCAUGAACAGCUGAAAGCCCACCAUGAAACUGGUGUGUCUCCAAUGACCCUGAAUUCCGGAGAAGGGAAGGAGGUAGACAUAUUGCAGAUGUUAAACAAAGCAAAGGAAGAAUACACUAAGUGUAAGUCCUCUUCUGAGCCCAAGCAAAUAACCAGCUCAUCGGCUAUCUACAACAACCCAAAUCUCAUCAAACCCAUAGCGGUUAAACCCAAUGAGGACCAGCAACAGAAGACCGAUUCGGCUGGUGAUCAAGACAUUCAGUAUUUAUCCCUCACAGCUCUCUUUGGGAAGCCAACAAAGCUCCAAGAAGAUGUGACACACCACAUAAAGACCCAUUUAGCGCAUCACACAGUUGUCCGCUCUCUAUCCUAUGAAGAACCAAGCACAGUACCUGAGGACUGUGAGAAGCAACUGUGUCCAGCAAUCCAAAAACUAUUAGUACGAGGAGCUGAAUUGCACCCUGUCUCUGAGAUACCAGAAAACAGACAGUGCUUGAAUGGCACUUUUCAUCCUGCUGAAGAUAUCUUCAGUGGCCUCUCUCAACCCAUGUUGACUCCUGCCUCCUUCCAUGUCCAUAACAGUGAAAAUGGGAAGAGUCUCCUGCAAAAGCUUCAUGUACCUCAGUCUGCAUUUACCACACAUGACCAAGGGGCUCCUACCACAGCACAAGGAUUAACUGGAGAGAGAGCCUCUGCCUUUGGAAAGAGCACAGUACAGGUGCCUUUAAAUUAUUAUGAGACUUCACUACAAAGUACAUCAGCAUCUAUGCCUCCCUUACCUGUGUCUUCUCAGCUGCCCCCAGCCUCUAGGUCCAUUUCCCCGCAGGAGCUGCUGAAGAAGUUACAGUUGGUACGCCAAGAACAGCAGCUUCACUCCAAUACCAGGCCUGCUCUCGCCGCAAAGUUCCCUGUGGUGUCUCAGAGUGGCCCAAAUUCCUCUUGGGGAGAGAAGAUAUCAGGAGAGAAACAAAAAACACUUUUCCAGGUCAGUUCUCCCCAGCGAAUCCCAGCUACUGUGCCGCCAACACUUCUUUUGUCUCCUAUGGUGUUUACCCAAUCGAACCACCAGACUAGGCCAAGUGACAGCAAAAGUAUGACUGUUUCUUCCAAAGAAUGCUCUGUUGGAUCUACAAAUUUACUGGCACCUAUGCCAGUUCCUGAUGCUCCUGUUUGCAGCAGUGUUUUUCUUACCAAGACCCAGCUACAAGAGACUCUACUGCACCUUGUUCAAAAUGACAGUGACUUCUUGAAUACAAUCUACGAAUCCUACCUGUCCGUUCUGGUCAAAGGAAGUGCUCCUGGCAGAAAGAUUUGAUCAUUUAUUACCAUCUGUGUUAACAUUCCAGGAAGUGACUUGAGUGAUGGCUAAAACUAGGGGCGGUGCAAGGAAACACCAGUUUAUGUCACAGAUUAACCAUAGCUAUUCUUCAACAUUCAAAACCUUCUUUCCCCAAUACAGAAUUUUAAUAUUUACCUAUAGAAAAGACAUUUUUAAAAUUAAAUUCUUACAAAAAUGUGUGGUAUAUGAGCAGAUAUUUCUAAUAUUUUAUUACCAUCAACUCUUAUGGACACUAAUUAUUUUGGUCCAUGUUUACUAUUAAAAGUCCUCUUCCAGCCUGGAAUCACACGAUAGUGCCUUGAAUAUAUUGUGUCUAUAUUCGUAACAAAUAGGUAUUUUAAUACAAAGACAAUCUAUAUGAUGUAAUGUUUCUGAGGAUUUCAGUUGUGUUUAUUUAUUUAGUUUUACAAAACAUUUGUCUCAUGAUUUAUUGGCAGACACUGUCUUGAGAACUUAAUAGAUGGAUAGGCGGAAUAUUAACAUGUAUGUAAUGAAAUGUUUUAUCUUUCUCAUUAUUUCUAAUGGAAACCACAGAUUACAACAUUGUAUAUUUUUCUGAGCAUUUUGAAAUUUCCUGAACUUUCUUUUUCUUUUUUUACUUUUAAAGAUUGAACCAUGUUAACCCUUUUGUCAAUAAAAUUAUAUAAACUGAAUAAGUGCAGAUCUGAGAAAAAUGGCAACAUAGUUGUUUUGUUUAGGUAGCUACACUCUUAAUUUAUUGCACGGUGUAAUGACUUUAUUUAUAUAUAUAUAUUUGCAGUUGUUAAGAGUGGGGAUGCCAGUGAGUAGGGAUGUAUAUUCAGAUCAAUCGACCGCUAACGAAUAAGGAAGAUGGCAGGUGCCGGCGGCAUUAGUCUAUUUUCAGAGACGGUUUUUUUUCUUGGGAAAGUGCAACACACUGAGACCUGGAUUUGCACAGAUCUUACUGUUUUUUACUUUCACAAGAAGAAAUCUGGCUUCAAAAAGAGCCAAAUUCUGCUUGUGGUCUCCAUCUUUCCCAUUCGUUACCUACGAAUUACCUGAAUACACAUCCCUACCAGAGAGUAACACCGGCCUAGACUUACUAAGGAGUCUAAGGACUAUCUAGUGAGACAAAGCUUUUAUUCCUUUGGUACCUAUUUGACUUGACAGGAUGAACAAGGGAUUGGAAAGCUUUCUGUCCCUGAAUUUUAAAGGACUUAGUCAAUUGUUUUGGCUAAAUCUGAGUCUAUACAAAGAUCAAUUUUAAUAGAAAUAUAUAAUUUAACAUUUUUAGCACACAAUGUUUUAGGCGCAUAAUUUUAUAUGCAGGACCAGUGUAUAUUUGAGUAAAUAUAAGGCCCAUUCCGAGCAAAAGAGAAUUGCAGAGCUGUCUUAAAAUUCUGAAAUUUGGGAUUACCACAUAAAUAAAUAAAAAUGUAUAUAAUAAGUAUUAGUUGCACUAGAGGUUUAAAUAUUUUAUCUGUUUUGCCACUUACCUUUGUCUUAUCUGUUCACCUUAGUGGGAAUAUAUUGAUAAUAUUUUGACAAAACAGCAAAAAGAUAAAACCCAUUAUUACCAAAUCAAUUAAAUUGGUUACCCUUUUUCAAGCAAAGUUAUUACGUUUUUCAAUAAAAUAAAUGUCAUUAUGGGUAUAUUUACUGCAACAAAUUGCAUUACUAAUGUGAGCACAUUAAAGGGAUACUAAACCCACAUUGUUUUCCUUAAUGAUUCAGAUAGAGCAUGCAAUUUUAAGCAUCUUUCUAAUUUUCUCCUAUUAUAAACUUGUCUUUGUUCUCUUGCUAUGUUUAUUUUAAAAAGCAGAAAUCUAAGCUUACAAGCCAGCCCAUUUUUGGUACAUCACCUGGGUAGCGCUUGCUGAUUGGUGGCUAAAUGUAGUCACCAAUCAACAAGCGUCAUCCAGGAUGCUGAACCAAAAAUGGUCCGGCUCCUAAGAUUUCUGCUUUAUCAAAUAAAGAUUGCAAGAGAAUGAAGAAAAUGUUAUAAUAGAAAUAAAUUAGAAAGUUGCUUAAAAUAGCAUGCUCUAUCUAAAUCAUUAAAGAAACAAAUUAGGUUUAGUAUCCCUUUAAAUGAUCUCAUAUUUUUUGUGAAUAUGGCCCCGUCCCCACUUGUGUUUUCCAUGAGGAUAUAGAUGUGUGUGUUUAUAUUUCUAUAAAUAUAUACAGUACACACACCAACCCACCAACAAUGAACACUUUUCAAGUAAUGGUAAUCCUCCUUCGGUUAAAAGGCCAGUGCUCUAGAAACCUUUGCAGUCAAACUAAAACUAUGUAGGUUAUUUUUCAUUUAAAAGUGAUUAUACAUAUUUAUUUACUUGUAAAGGUCUGAACACAAAUUAUUUUUCAGUUGUUUUUAAGAUAUAAAAUGUAGAUAAAUUAUUGGGAGGUGUUUUUUUAUCGCUUAGCACUUUUGGUGUAAAAUAUGUUGUUGUGUCUUGCAAGAUUCUUCCUAAUAAAUAUAUUUUCAACAAGAAA
This is a messenger RNA of Bombina bombina (fire-bellied toad), 4200 nucleotides long. RefSeq names its product decapping mRNA 1B (gene DCP1B). The coding region runs from base 10 to 1722 and encodes 570 amino acids. NCBI's taxonomy places the organism in Eukaryota, Metazoa, Chordata, Amphibia, Anura, Bombinatoridae. Gene Ontology annotation, molecular function: enzyme activator activity; mRNA binding. Gene Ontology annotation, cellular component: P-body. The record is from RefSeq and is a predicted model, not a curated record. The transcript has 9 exons. Gene Ontology annotation, biological process: positive regulation of catalytic activity; deadenylation-dependent decapping of nuclear-transcribed mRNA; deadenylation-independent decapping of nuclear-transcribed mRNA.